CUCUGGUUAAUGAAGCCUAACAUCAAAAAACUUAAUGAUGAUUGCAUGUUUUCAGAAGCAUUGCAGACAUAAUUGCUAUUGAAAACUAAAUUUUGUAUUGAAAAAACAUGGUUGUUUUUAAUAUAGAUACUUGUGUGUCACCUUUUUUCUGCAAUGAAUAUUGUUUUUCCAUUUUGUUUUAUUAUAUGCUCACUACAGAAAUCUCCAUUACCAGUUUUUCCAGCUGGUAAGGAAGAAAGCAGCUUUGCAGAUUAUUUGAGUCAAAAAGUUACCUCAGACACUAUGAAGGCAUUCACCUCAGUGAGGUUGUUCUUUAAUCUUCCAGGACUGAUUGGCCAUGAAGAUGAGGAACCACACUGCAGUUACUGAGUUCCUCCUGAUGGGAAUCCCUCAUACAGAAGGGAUGGAAAAUGUGCUCUUGGUCUUCUUCCUGGGCUUGUACCUUCUCACUCUCGUGGGAAAUCUGCUCAUUCUUCUGGCCAUCCUCUCUUCCCCUAACCUCCACACCCCCAUGUAUUUCUUCCUGGGAAACCUGUCAGUGUUUGACAUGUUUUUCCCUUCAGUGAGUUCUCCCAAAAUGAUGCUCUGCCUAAUGGGACACAGCCACACCAUCUCCUUCCAGGGCUGUGCAACUCAGCUCUUCUUUUACCAUUUCCUGGGCUGUACUGAGUGUUUUCUGUACACCGUGAUGGCCUAUGACCGCUUUGCAGCCAUCUGCCACCCCUUGCGAUACAUGGUCAUCAUGAGCCAUCGGGUGUGUGCCAUCUUGACUCUGGGCACCUGGAUGGGGAGCUGUGUGCACGCCUCUGUCCUCACAUUCCUUGUCUUUAAGUUACCCUACUGUGGCCCCAAUGAGGUGAACAAUUUCUCCUGUGAUAUCCCCGUGAUGCUGUCCCUAGCCUGUGCUGACACCUCUCUGGCUCAGACGGUGAGUUUCACCAAUGUAGGUGUUGUUGCUCUCAUGUGCUUCCUUCUUGUCCUCACUUCUUAUACUCGCAUUGUUAUCUCAAUAUUGAGAAUCAGCCCAUCAGAAGGCAGGCGCAAAGCCUUCUCAAACUGCAGUGCCCACCUGACCUCCAUCCUACUCUUCUAUGGCCCGGUGGUGCUCAUUUAUCUGCGGCCUGCUUCCAGCCCGUGGCUGGAUACUGUGGUCCAGGUGUUGAGUAAUAUUGUUACCCCUUCCCUUAAUCCUUUGAUUUACACCUUGAGAAACAAGGAUGUGAAGUUGGCCCUGAGAAAAGUGCUAAUCCCAGGAGGACACACUUGUUGA
Molecule: messenger RNA, 1270 nt
Organism: Loxodonta africana (African savanna elephant)
Lineage: Eukaryota; Metazoa; Chordata; Mammalia; Proboscidea; Elephantidae
Product: putative olfactory receptor 10D4
Exons: 1
Coding region: 338-1270 (310 amino acids)
Biological process (GO): G protein-coupled receptor signaling pathway
Cellular component (GO): membrane
Molecular function (GO): olfactory receptor activity; G protein-coupled receptor activity
Source: RefSeq, a predicted model, not a curated record